Messenger RNA from Cyanistes caeruleus (blue tit), 4811 nucleotides. Lineage: Eukaryota; Metazoa; Chordata; Aves; Passeriformes; Paridae. The record is from RefSeq and is a predicted model, not a curated record.
UUUCCACCCAGCCCCCACUCGCCGUCCCCCCGCUCCCCGCACUCUGUUUUUCUCUCGGGAUUGAGAGGCAGGAGGAGGUUUUCGCUGAUAGGCUGCGCCCGCCGUCACACAGCCCUGCCGCCCUCUCCGGGCUGUGAGUGGAGGUGUAACCCAGGCUUCCGCUCUCGGGCUCGGCUGCCUGACUGCAUCCGUGUUUGCUCUUUAGGAUCCAGGUGGCUUGAACGACAGAGUCGGUCCUGGAUGUUUGCAGCCUUUUGCUUCAGCUGGCAGAGAAGAAAAAAGGUGGACACUGACCUGCAGCAGUGGCUUACUGUGAACGGGAAGAAAUAUCGGACACUGUUCUGGGAUUAUCUGCGUGCUGCGUCCUGAAAAGGCCUCUGAAACAAUCAGUAGACAUCUGGGAAGAGAAUUGAGGAAGUCGCGAGGUUUUUUCUUCUAGCAGUGUCGAGCACAUAACCCUUGGAUUCUUUUGUCCGCAUGGCAUGGAAACAUAGCUAAAUUUAUGAAGUUCUGAAUAUUUCAGCUGCCAAAAUAAAGUGCUUUCCUCUUUUUACAUGCAGUUUUUCUUCUUGGCAACAUUCUUUCUGAGUCAGAGGAAUAACCAGUUAUGUUAACUGGCUCCAGGUUAAAUGUGGCCUGAGUCACUGUGGAAACAUUGCUGAAAAGUUUCAUGGCAGAUUUUUUUUCCCCCUUAUUUCAUUUUUUUCGAUUUUCUGACAUUGUCUUUUCUCAUUUUGCAGUGAGACCGAUUUUAUAGAUGAAGACUUUAACAGAUGUUUGUUUAUAUUUUUUUGUUUUGUAUUUUAUUUAAUAUUUUUGUUAAAAAAUAGUCUUGCCAAUAAGCAGUAUGGAGGUAUCCAGGUAACUGUUGACACAUGCCUUUGCUACCGGAAGGUAGGAAAUGUUCUGCAGUUCACAUGAAAUUUCACAUGUGAAAUUUGGGUUUUUGGCCUCAAAGUUUGUGGAGUAAAAUGUGUAUUUAUUUCACUUGGAGCUCAUGCUGCGUAUAGAGGAAUCUACAUGGAAUAGACAAGGGAAGAACCUGUCAGAGAAAAUAAAAGGUUUUUAAGACAGACGUUGGCAGACUUUGUAAAUAGCCUUGCAGGAUCUGUAAGCGAGAAGGAUGGGUAGCUGAUUUCUGUGAGGUCAAAUCUAUGUCAAACUGCUGCGAAUGUAGUAUCAACGGGAACUCGGGAUAUUAUCUCAAGGAAAACAAACUGGAAAAAUAUAAAUCACGCAGUACUAACACCUUGUGUGGUCCUCUUGGAUUAGGUUUGCAUUCAACUGAACUGCUACUGCCUGAAAGAAAAUUAAGAUGGACAGAGCAACUUAAUUCAAAAGGACUUGCCAUGAGGUGCUAAGCCUUUUUUCAUUGAUUCGGAGAGACUGGACCUAAAUGGCGCAGCAUGACUUUGCUCCAGCCUGGCUUAAUUUUCCUACACCACCAUCAUCAACAAAGGCAUGUGACGUAGAGGCUGUUUCAGUGUCCUGGAGCAGAAGAUGCAGCUUCCACUUUGUUAGCCCGAGAGAUGAUGACACAGCUCUGAAUUCAUCGCUGAAUUUUGAGAAACAUUCUGAAAAUUUUUCGUGUACAGAAAAUCGUUACGAAGCAAAUCGCAGAAGACACAAUUCUUCAGAGGGGUUUGAUCCUAACAUUGGAAGGUCAAAUGGAGGGCAUUUUGGGCGAAAAGAGAGGAAUGGUUGGCGUUCACAAGGCAGAAAUGGUCCAGAAAAUAUAAACCAUCGUGGAGGGUACCAUGGUGGAGGUUCCCGUACUCGUUGCACCACCUUCCAUUGUGGAAAAGGCCAGGGACUGCAUGGGAACAGUGUACCUGAUAAUGAAACACACAAAAAGGAAGACAAAGAAGUACCUAACCAGUUUGAAGCUGAAGAUUUUCCGUCUUUAAACCCUGAAUGUGAGAGGGACCCAAACCAGAAUAAAUCUCUAGCUGCAGGUGUGUGGGAGUACCCUUUAAAUCCUAAAUCAAGGUCUCAGAGAAUGCUGGUCAUUAAAAAAGGCAGUACGAAAGAACUGCGGAUAUCUGGAUUCCCAGUAGUGGGAAAUCUUCACUCACAGCCAGUAAGAAAUGGAACUGGCACAAGUGUUUAUAAAGGAUUAGUCCCCAAACCUGUCACUCCAUCUGCAAAGCCCACACAGUGGAAAAGCCAAGCAAAAGAAAAUAAGCUUGGGAAUGUGUUUCCUCAUGAAUCUGCAUAUGGUGUUGGCAAUUUCAGUCCUUUCAAAUCAACUGUCAAGGCAUUUGCUGUAACACAAAAUUCAGUUAAAGAGUGUAAUCGGUCAAAUUCUUCAUCCCCUGUUGAUAAAUCUGGUCAGCCUCGUUUAACAAAACUGACAAGAAUGCGGAAUGAUAAGAAGAGUGAAUUUUUGAAAGCAUUGAAAAGAGAUAGAGUGAAAGAGGAACAUGAAGAUGAAAAUCAUCAUGGGCAAGAGAAGGAUGAUGAGUCCUUCAACUUGCAUAACGGCAACAGUCCUCAUCGUGAGAGAGAUAUAAACCGAAACUUUGAAAAUGAGAUUCUGCAGGAGAAUGGCAAUGCUUCAAUUACACCUCAGCAGAUCAUUCAGUCUUCAGCCUUCCCUCAGGCAAAUGUUCUUUCAAGCUCACUUGAGGCAGAGCAUAGGGAGAAAAUCUGUGACUUUCAGAAAGAAUGUUCUUCAUCCAGACAACAGUUGGGCAUUUGAACAGGAUUCCCAGGGAAGUGAUCAUAACACCAAGCCUGAUAGAGUUCAGGAAGUGUUUGGGCAGCAUUCUCAGUCACAGGGUAUGAUCCUUGGGGUUGUUCUAUGCAGGACCAGGAGUUGGGUGCCAUGUUCAUUGUGGGUCUCUUCCAGCUCUGGAUAUUCUGUGAGUCUGCGAAAUCUUUGGCCACUAGAGGCUCACGAUUUUUUCACCAGAAGAUGGGAGUCAAAUCUAACUCUUAGUUUUUCAGUUCACUUGUUAGGAUUUCUAGGCAAAUGUUUGUUUUGUGAUAUCCCAGAGAGGCUGUGUGUCCAUACUGCCCUAGCCCUUUGGCUGUGAGCUCAGCAUGGCUGUGGACAGAUGUUAUGGUUAGCCUUUUUGUAAUUCAUAUUUUGUAUUGUAUUUUGGGUCACCACCUUAGUUCUCAGGUUACCUUUGUAUACCUAGUAACAGUAUUGGCACAUUUGGUACAAAAGGGCUUCCUUCCUGCUGGGGAACUUGCCAACAUGCAGCAAUCAAUCCUGUUGGUGUUAAGUUUUCUAAUCCAAAGUAAUUUUUUUUAUAUAGCUCACACUUUUAACCAUUCUAGAAUGGUGUCAAUUUAAAGGGACAGUGGUGCUGCUAACAUUACAGAAUGUUGCUUUGAAGUUAGUUAGCCAUUACCCUAAAUUUUACUUACAUUAACAGGAGCUCUGUAACUAUUUACUUCACUGAAUGCAGUGUUAACGUGUGAGCUUGCUUGCAGUAAAACUUUUGAACUCAGCUAUCACUGAACUGCAUUUGGCUUUGUGUUUUUCUCUACAGUGUAUUCUCUUAGAGUUUUGGACGACUUGCAUGUAUUUUUACUGCAUCCUGAUGAUUUGAUUGCUCCUGCCUGUUAGGCUUUCCAGUUUGGUCCAAAUGCAAUAGGGGAUACAGUUUCCAGUUCUGUUCUGAUUUUACUUUUUAAGCUGAACAGUGCUUUUCUCCUUCUACAAUUCCAAGCUAUUGCUGUGGUUCUAAAAACAGUCAUUGGUGGCUUUGGUUACCUGCAAAUUUGCCCAGGGAUAUAGAGGUUUUUGUGGGGAGGGUUGUGUUGAAGGGCAUUUUUGGAUUAUGUGUGCCUAAAUGAAGUGCCUGCUAUCUGGUAUCAGCUGUGACUUUAUCUUCCCUAUUUUAGUAUAUUCACUGUUUCUUAGCUCUUCAGUGUUAACUCUGGCAUACAUUUUAGAAACCUCUUUAUUUUUGUGAAAUAGCUUUAGUCUGCUUUAACAUUUAAGGUCAAAAGAUACCUGGUUUGCCUGAAGAAGGUGCUAAUCCUUCUGGCAAAAACUUUGCAGCAACCAAACUUAAUGACUUCACUGUUAAAUGUCACAGUGUCUUCACCCUCAGAUAACCCCUGUUUUCACAGCAUCUUCAGAUGUAAAACUACUUUCGUCCUGCUCAGGUACUGCCAUCCUUCUUUCGGAACUAGCCAAAACAUGCUAAUUAUUGCAUCUUUGUGUAUCUCAAGCUUAGUUAUGACAGGAGUCUUUCUUCUCCUCAUUUCUUCCCCUUAUCCCCAAAUUCACUCCUAUCUGUUUGAACUGAAAUACCAACAUGUGCUAUUGGCUGAGACUCAAUUGUGAAGAAGCCUGACACAGCUCUUGACAUGAGCAUAUGGUAUAAAAAAAAUCAUAUGAGACUAUUGCAUCCUGCAUUGGUUUCCAUCAAGGGAGACCACCACUAUUCCUCAUGCUUUGCUCUGCUUUGUUAUUCGGGAAAACCUGCAGAGUCCCUCAAUGUGUCUUUUUCUCUUCAUACUGUUCUCAGGGGAGUACAUUACUGCUUCACUAACAGUUAUGAGUUAAGAAAAUGCAUUCUUACUGUUCUGACACAGAUUGCUUGCCUUAGAAUGAAGUUUUCACCACAUAUAGUGGUAGAAUAGGGUCAUCUUUGAGGGACCUGAGAACUCUGCUUCUGUGCUUUACAUACCUUUUACUAGACUUUGAACUCAUAUUUUUGUUAAGUGUUUAAAAAAAAAAUGCAGGCUGAUAAAUCAAUCCAUUUUUACAUGUCUAAAGACAUGUGUAUAGACAGAACUUGAAAUGUCUGAGUGUGUGUAGCAAAUUCUUUAAUGUUGUCCUUCUAAAU